UACAUGAAAGCUAUCCAAAGGUUAAAUAAACUGUUAAUGAACAAACGUUUUAUUUGAGAAAGUAAACAUGAAUGAAAGGUAAAGUGAAAUUACAUUGAACCACUGGAUAUUAGACAAGAUGAGAAUUAAACUAUGUGGUUAGCAGACUGAAUAUUCUGUAGACCAAAAAAGACAAAAACAAUUAGACCUAAUUAAUAACAGACCAAAUAGGUUUAGCCCAUGUAGUAAAAGACUGUCUGAGAAAGGUGGACGGCUGCUUAUAGACCAAUUGGGGAUAUUAACUAAAAAAGUAUAUUACAAAAUUAUAAAAUAGCAGGUGUUGGCCAUGAAAUGUUUCUAUUACAUUAUAUCCUAAUGCUCGGAAUUAUUUAAAUUUUAGAAUUUUGUUUCAUUUUUAAAAUAGGCUUUAAAUUCAUAUUAAUGUGAAAAGAGGGAGGCAGAGAUCUCAAAUGUCUUCCACAAAUUAUGGAAAGAAAUAGAGAUUUCAUAAUAUUAAAAGAAAAAAAAAUCAAGUAUAGUGUUGCUCUGUAAGAAUUGGCUUUAUAGAAAACAUAGUUGCAGAGUGUUAUGGUAUUAAGAACUUUCCAUUUGAAAUAGACUUGUGAAUGUUCACACACAAAACAGAAUUGUAUGACAGCUCUUCAGCUAUUAGUAUUUUUGUGUGAUGUGACAGUCAUGGUUUUGCGAUGGCCACAAAUAACUUCAAACAAAAGAAAGGGAUUGUUUGUGACUAAACACCAUCGAAGUAUGACGAUGGUGAUUAGAUUAAUGAAUCUUCUGUCCAUGAAUCAGGGUGGUUUUAGUCUAUCAGUGAAAUCCAAGGGGGUUGUAUAAUGUGGAAGCCUCUUUCGUUGACCUUUUGUUGAACAGGGUUCAGGGAGCGGGAGGGGGGCAACUGAGAGAAACAAAAGUAAGACAUAGGGGCCCAUUUCAUAAAACUUGUUAGAGUAGCAAUUCUGCAGUGAACAGUUUUAAGCUACUGAAAUCAUGCGAUUUAAUUGGCUGAUAGUGAACUUGUUAUAGAAUGUGUGGAUUUGCUAUUGGAGCGAGUCUUUACGAAACGGGACCCUGAUCUUCGGGAUGAUUCAGUUUGUCAAUGACUACAUAUUCACUUCCUCCCCGGUUCACCCUCGCUUCCUGUCGCAGGAAACCCCCCUCUCAGGCCAAAUGGUAUGGCCCAAACAGUUUGUGCUUGUUUUUCUUUUUUCCCCCACUCUGGAAAGACUUCUGCAGCUGAUACUGCUACUGCACAACAUGCAUCAACUUCCCCAUUACAGCCAAUGAAGUAGGUUAGAUUUCCAUGCCCGUUGGGAAUAGGACUUCAGAUAUGUACCCUUCUAAAGGAGUCUCCAAGUUCUCUGGUAGGGACUUGCAAACUUUUUAAUGCCACUUUUGGAUGCUACUGUUUACAGAAGUUUGCAGGAGUCGCCGGAACAAGCAUAUUUACCCUGCAGGAAUGAUACGUUGUAAACCAGGGAUGGAAUAGACUAACUGCUGCUUAGCUAAUGAAUGUCAUGGGAUGUGAUGAAUACGUUGAUGAGGACUUCCUUACAAAGAUUAUGGAGAUCAUGGUGAUAUGAUGUGCCACUGGGACUUGUUUUGUUUUUAUCUGGAUAGAUCUUAGUCAGUCAUGUGGUGCUGUCAACGUCACAUAUCACUUCAAGUUUCUGUGCUUGGUGAACGUGCAUGACUUGCCAAGUAUUGAGGGGUUUUUCAAGGAGGCUCCAACAUUGCCAACACACAAUUUACGUAGUUUCAGGGGGCAAAAAUAUCUGGGUUUAUAUCUUGUGACUAGAGGAUAUAUUACACAGUUAGUGUGCAUAAUACUUCAGGAAGUGUAUAAAUUGGUUAAAUUUUGACACGAGUUGGAUGUGCUGUGAUAAAAAGUAUCUUGAACAGGAAGGUGUUGAAAUUUCACCCCAUCAUUGUCGGACUUUUACUGUACUGCAUGGAUUUCAUGUUGAAUUGAAAGUUUUCAAUUUGUUUGCAGUUAUUUGCAUAUUGAACAGUAGUUUCAGAGAUGAAUAUUGCAUUCUGAAUACACUGUAGGUAGCUUGGAGAAGGGGAACAUGCAGGCACAUAGUCCCAAGCUGAACCAUCCUCAUGGAUCGGGGAAGAAGGCCAAGCGAUCACUUUCUCAUGAGCAUAUGCGGACACACUCCAAGGAAAGCAAGGACCAACCGGAUCUAAGUGGUGCUAGAUCGGGCAGGGAACCAAAACACUUGCCUCAUCCGAUCGAUAUUGCUUCAAACCACCAUGGAAAGUUUGCAGAAGCCCAUCCCAAUUUUCAAGAUGGGAAAGGGACUUUCUUCAGUAGGGAUGGUCUCCGAUUGAGCAAGGAGAAACAGAGGUCUCAUGAUGCCCCAUGUUCACCCAAAACCAAGGAGUCCUACAUGCAUCUUGCAGAUUCCACAAGAUCUCCGAGACACAAAGAACCAUACAUACACAAUUCCAAUGGGCCACACUCUCCAAGAUCUCCAAUGUCUCCUAAGUCACCUAAAUCACCAAAGAUCAAGGAUUCCCACUUUAACUACUGGCCAAUUUCUCCAAAGAAUGAAUCUUAUAUACAUCAUGCUGAAGUUCCAAAAUCUCCCAAGUCAAAAGAGACAGGUAGGCAUCCCAGUCAUGGACAUCACUCCCCAAAGACAAAGGAUAUGCACAGGUUGCAGGAUCCUGGGUCCCCAAAGCAUAAAGGAAAAGAGACACAUCAUCAAAUCUCCUCAAGUCCAAAUAAGGAAUCAAGGUUUCAACGAACAAAUUCUGCAGAGAAACCUACUCCAGGAAAGAGUUGUGAGAUGGACAAGCCCCAUGACCCCCUGACACCAGUGCACUCUGGCUCACCUCCAGUGAUAAGAUCUAAGGAUUCCAACGGGCAUAUCCAGCUGAGAGAGGCUUACGCUCAUCGUCGAAGAACCGGUGCCAUGUCCCAUCCAAAUUUACACCACAAACAUUUCAAUGGCUGCAAAUCUAAAAGUGAUGAACCGCCAUCACCAGAAUUACCUGCAAAGACUUCCAGGAGAAGAGCUGCUAGCUCUGAGGACACAACCUCCAUUGGAUCCAAGUCACCAGACCUGACCCCUUUGGUUUUAGGAGGGAAGCAUGGCAGCGACUCAGUGGAAUUCAAGAGGCAGACAUCGUUAGAGAUGUCGCCAAUUUCUCCCCAGGGAUUUUUCCAUUCUGAAGAGAGUCUUGACUCUGCUGGACAGAGUUCUCCAGAAUUACCUGCAAGGACACGUCGUAAAAAGUAUGAUAAGCUGUCAAUUGCCCACCAAUCUCCAGAGCUGCCAAUACGUAUGAAUGGAAAAGAAAAGAAUUGCGAUGUCUUUGAAAGUCCAAAGAAGCAAGUGCCAAUUGCAAAUCAUGAAUUCGAAGCAAAGGAUGUCAGUCAUAAUGAUACCAGAGGCAAAUCUAAAAAUGUUUCUUCCCCUGUUAAGAACUCUGGAAAAUCAUCCGAUGGUUCUCAAAAAGGUCAGGAAAUGGAUGGCUGGUCCAGCUUUGGGCUACAAAAGAAAAAUGAACAAAUUGCUGCAAUGUCCGAAGUUGGGACACAAAAGAAAAAUGAUAAAAUGAACUGUGAUUCUGUCGUAGAAGAAAUAAAGCCCAAAGUUGUUGAUCAGUCAACGACAAUGUCCACACCUAUUAUUGUAACCGAUGAUGAAUCCGAGCCACCCACCGGGAACAGAGCCACUUCUGGGGAACAAAACCAAAAGGAACUCCUGGAUAUGAUUGACAAUGAUCGAAGGACCAAGCUUCAUCCAGGCCACCUUGAUGAUCGUUACCUUGGAGGAGGUAUGGUUGGUGGACAUCUUGGGGUCUAUCGAUCAGCAUCCAUGCCAGGAUAUACCAACAGUUCCCGUCAACUUGUCAGUCGGGCCACCAGCAUGACCAGUGGAGGUAGUCUCAGAAGUGGCCUCGCCAGAAGCUCCAUGACCCGUAGGACAGUGCGUCAGAAGCAGACAAAGUCCUGGACCGGCUGUGGUGAUGGCUCUCUGGGAUGUUCUGAUAAUUGGAGGUUCUGUCCAGUGCAUAAGGUAUGCAAUUCAGUGGUAGACGUGGCCGUCAUGCAGGAGGCACACGGCCUCAUCAUGGACAUGCUUGCGGACUCCACCCUCCCACCGAACGUCGUCAGCGGUUUGAAGGCGGUUAGCUCCCUCUUAAGCCCGCCUACUAACUAUAACACGUUACAGAGGCCCAAGAUCAGCCCGUUGGUGGCGCUAAGCGAGAGCAUGUACACGUCAGACAUUGACGAUUCACCCUAUGUAGGAGAGCGCCCUCUAUCAUUACCAAAGAGAUUAAGAAGAAGUUUACCACCUAGCUUGAUACGAAGGAUGUCUACCACUUGGACUACUACUACUUCAGCAACAGGUAUGCCUACUUUAGAACCCCAGCCCCUUAGGACACGCAGCUCCAGCUUCCGUCAUUCACGUGACCUCACAUCAUCCCCAAGCCCAGGCAAUAGUCGUUCAAGUAGCCCCGCCCCAUUAUUGCGGCAAGGAGGCGGAGACGGCUCCCUUAAGUCAAGGUCGUUUUCCGUUGGGACGGGAGGCCUCGGUCAACGUUCCCCCUCCCCGAAUCUAAUGCCUCCCGAUGGUAAGGGAUUACGGUCAUCCUCGCUGCGGGGAUCCCUCGGCGGCAGUUCCGUGCCCACGUUACUCAAAACCGAAAAUGGACAAUCGCCUAGAUUAGACGACACUAUGAUGGCGGCGGAGGAGAGCGAUGAUGACACGUCGCGGCUUGAGGAGCUAUCAAAUCAGCCGAUAACGCUGACGAUAACGCCCGACGAAGCUGCGAAAGACGCAUCAGAGAAUGUGGAGGACACUGAGACCACCGCUGCUCCAACAGACAAUAAUAAUACAAACAAUAUAGAGAAAAGCGAUGAACUUGCUUCACAUGGGUCCUCUCUUAAGCCUCGGGGGAGCGGCAAAAAGAGAGGUAGUGUCACGAUAAGCGAACAUGCUACUAUUAUAGAAGAAGGUAUGGCAAGGACAAUACCAACGGAAGACGUCGCGAUUACGGAAGCGACGGAAGAACAGGAUGAUGAGUUAGCAGCAGAUGAAGCCAUAGAAGAAUUAGAUCCAACACAUGAAGAGUGCCGGGAGCUCUUAGGAAGGUUGGAUGAAUGGGACUUCCCCAUAUUUCAAAUCUCAGAACUAUCAGACAACCAAGUACUUAGUCAAGUUGCAUACAGAUUGUUCACCGAUGCAGGCAUCUUUGAAACAUUCCGAAUCUCACUCCCCGAAUUCAUGAAUUAUUUCCGAGCGCUGGAAUGCGGCUACAGGCAUAAACCUUACCACAAUCGUAUCCAUGCUGCCGACGUCCUCCAUGGCUGUUACUACAUGUCAACGCAGCAGAUCCCUGGUUUCACACAGGUUAACCCAGAAGAUCUUGACCCCAUGGGAAGACAAGAUGAUGACCCAGACAGUUUUCACACGCCGACGGUGACGCCCCGCGCGAGUAUAUCGUCAGAUUCUAGCUAUGGCAUCCUGGCAGGCAAUCUCCCUGCGCUUGAGCUGAUGGCGCUAUACACGGCAGCUGCAAUGCACGACUACGAUCAUCCUGGCAGGACAAAUGCUUUCUUGGUUGCGACCAGCGCUUCACAGGCCAUUCUGUACAAUGACCGGUCAGUUCUGGAGAACCAUCACGCGGCCGCAUCAUGGUCUCUCUUCCUCUCCAAGCCAGAAUUCAAUUUCCUGUCAUCACUGGACGUCGCCGAGUUUAAACGAUUCCGCUUCCUCGUGGUUGAGUUCAUCCUCGCCACCGAUCUCAAGAGGCACUUUGACUUUUUGGUCGAGUUCAACGCAAAGGUAAAUGAUGUAGACGCACCAGGGAUCAACUGGGCUGUGGAGGCUGACCGCUUGCUGGUUUGCCAAAUGUGUAUAAAGCUAGCCGAUAUCUCGGGUCCAACUAAGAUCAAAGAUCUUCAUUGUAACUGGACAUACAGGAUAUCAGAGGAAUUCUACGAACAGGGUGAUGAUGAAAGGCAACUUGGCCUACCCGUCUCCCCCUACAUGGAUCGCAAUGCACCCCAACUUGCCAAACUCCAAGAAGGCUUCAUCAACCAUCUGGUUGCCCCUCUCUGUAAUGCGUACGGAUCGGCCGGUCUCCUACCAGGUAGAUGGCUUGAUGAGGAAGAUGACGAUCAUUCUGCAAAAUCAGAAACCAAGGUAGAGAGCGAGAGGGGAGAUUUCAGCGAUAAAGACAAUGACGACGACGACGUUGAUGAUGACGAUGACAAUGAUGAAGAGUCUAAUGAUGGUGACACUAAAUUGAGGUUGAAGAGCGCCGGCCAGCAGAAGACCCGGAAGAUGGUCAGCAUCUUGACCAAGCAUCUCAAGGAGAACCACGAGAUGUGGCUCAAGGUCUUGAAGGAGGAGGAGGCGGAGAAGAGAAGAACGGAGAAUCCAGACGGUCUUCCCCCGUCACCGACCUCCAAAGACAAAGAAGAUGGAAUGAAUUUAAGUGCAAUCCACACUCCAAACCACGAGAUUAUUAGACAAGUUUUUGUCCCGAGGGGCCAGGACACUUCUCCCAAGGUUGAAAGCGAUGAUCUGGUGUUUGUGGAUGAGGAGGAGGAGGAGUCCAUGAAGUCCAUGGCCCCGAUCCGCGAAGACUCAGAAGAACGCAACUCUGACUGCAGUCGCAGCAUGGAAGGAGACAACGGUCUUACGGACCAAGAACUCAGUGAAGACUGUUGUCACGACAACAAGCCGCAAGAGGGCAGCAGACUAGGAGACAAUCAAAAGGCAGCGGAGGAGACGUGAUCCACACCGAACGACCCAAGUUGCAUCACAGUUGCGUCACUGCUGCAACCAGAAAAAAAAAAAGGCUUGGAGCUAAUGCGUGAACCCUU
This is a messenger RNA of Lytechinus pictus (painted urchin), 6850 nucleotides long. RefSeq lists its product as uncharacterized. The record is from RefSeq and is a predicted model, not a curated record. Gene Ontology annotation, molecular function: calmodulin-activated 3',5'-cyclic-GMP phosphodiesterase activity. The transcript is spliced from 16 exons. Gene Ontology annotation, biological process: signal transduction. The coding region runs from base 2070 to 6761 and encodes 1563 amino acids. Lineage: Eukaryota; Metazoa; Echinodermata; Echinoidea; Temnopleuroida; Toxopneustidae.